AUGGGUUCCGGCGACCUGAACAUGAAAAAAAGCUGGCAUCCCCAGCGAUCGGGGAAUGUUGCAGCCACCCAACGCGCCGAAGCCGAGGCGCUCGCCGAGCGCAAGAAGCUCCAGCAACGCCUGCAAGAAAUCGAGGAAGAGCGCCGCCGCGAAGAAAUUCAAAAGGCCCUUGAAGCAGCCGGCGGCAAACCGCGGCCGCAGCGUGUUGAGUGGAUGUAUCAGGGCCCAUCAGACCACCCGGGUGGUGAUGCGACAGAGAAUGAAGCUUAUUUGUUGGGGAAAAGGAGGAUUGAUAAGCUGUUACAGGAUAACGAGCUGAAGCAGUUGAGCAAGCAGGGCGCGCAGGAUGGGGCAAGCAAUGUGCCUGCGUCUGGGGCGGGGGCUACUAAUGCGAGGGAUCUGGCGGCGAAGUUGAGGGAAGAUCCAUUGCUCGCGAUUAAGAGGAAGGAGCAGGAGGCGUAUCAAGCGAUGAUGAAUGAUCCGAUUAAGAGGAGGCAGCUGUUAAAGAGUAUGGGGAUUGAUGAUGCGAAGCUGAAGGAGGAGAAGAGGAGCAGUAGACAUCAUCGUGAGGGACGGCAUAGGUCGCAUCGACAUGAGGGUGAUCGCGAUGGGGAGAGGCAUUCACGGCGGCGGAGGUCCCGCGAGAGGUCGCGCUCGCGCAGUCCAAGACGGUAUUAUGAUUCAGAGGACGACCGGCGCAGGAGCAGGCGCGACUCGCGCGAGCGCAGACGCGACAGGUCAGAGUCGUCCGAGUCCCGCGACAGACGGGACCGGCGCGACCGUGACAGGAAGGACGGUAGAUCAGAUAGAUACGGCGGUGACCGGCGGGACCGGUCCAUCUCAAGGUCACCUCCUAGGCGCAGGGACUAUUCCCCUGACCAUGACCGUGACCGGAGGAGACGCGGCUCUCCUAGACGUGACUCCCCCACUCGAGACACCCGCAGAAGAGACGAUCACUCCCCCGACGACCGCGACCGUGAUCGUCGCAGACGGAACUCACCCUCUCCUCGACACCCCGACUCAGAUACCUACCGCAACGGCAAUCAUCGCUCGCGCCGCGACCGGUCCCGCGACUGCUGCCCACCUCCUCAAUCUAAAUCACCUGACGAAGAAGAGCGCGCUCGCAAGCUUGCUGCCAUGCAGGUUGCCGCCAGCGAUCUGGAUGCAGACCGGCAGCGGCGGCUGGCCAUGAUUGAGGAGCAGGAGCGGGCGGAGAGGGAGAAGGAGGAGAAACUACGAGAACAGAGCAGAAAGUAUGGCGGGGAUUUAGGUUUUAUGAGCCGGCUGCAUAGUCGGGCGGCGGAGUUGAAGGUUGCUGACCGGGUUGGGAAGAGGUAG
Thermochaetoides thermophila DSM 1495 is the source of this 1338-nucleotide messenger RNA. Its product is annotated as putative pre-mRNA splicing protein. Gene Ontology annotation, biological process: mRNA splicing, via spliceosome. The record is from RefSeq and is a predicted model, not a curated record. Lineage: Eukaryota; Fungi; Ascomycota; Sordariomycetes; Sordariales; Chaetomiaceae. Bases 1 to 1338 code for a protein of 445 amino acids. Gene Ontology annotation, cellular component: U2-type spliceosomal complex. The transcript has a single exon.